AUGUCUCACUGCGGCCCUUUGUGCCAGUAUUUCAUAUCUGAAAUAUCUGCUGGCAUCCGGCUGCAGUCGGAGCCAGUUUGCCAUGGAGCUGCAAGAAUGGGGAACAAACAGACCAUCUUUACAUCCCAGCAACUGGACGCAUAUCAGGACUGCACUUAUUUCACCAGAAAAGAAAUUCUGAGACUGUUUCAUCGAUACCGUGAUUUAGCUCCGCAGCUCGUGCCGCUGGACUACAAGAACCAACCGGAAGUGCGUUUGCCCUACGAGCUGAUUGGCAGCAUGCCGGAGCUGAAGGACAAUCCGUUCAGGCAGAGGAUCGCUGAGGUUUUUUCAGAGGAUGGAGAAGGAAACAUGACUCUGGACGACUUUCUGGACAUGUUUUCAGUGCUGAGUGAAAUGGCACCACGGGACCUGAAGGCCUAUUACGCUUUUAAAAUCUAUGACUUCAACAACGAUGACUUCAUCUGUAAAUCAGAUCUGGAGAAAACCUUAAAUAAACUGACGCGUAACGAGCUGACCGAGGAUGAGGUGAGGAUGGUGUGUGAGAAGGUGAUGGAUGAAGCUGAUCUGGACAAUGACGGCCGUCUGUCUCUAGAGGAUUUCCAGCACAUGAUAGUGAGAGCGCCUGACUUCCUCAGCACCUUCCACAUCAGGAUAUGAAGAUCAUCUGGACACUGAAUGACAGGAAAAUCACUUUCUAAAGAUGAUGUAAGAUCUUUCCCUGCAGAUUCAGAAGUCAGCUUCUGAGCAUAGACUUCAUCUGGAGGUCAAAGGUCAAGAGCAGAAAGGACAGGUGUUUCGGCCAAGGAUGGAGAACGCAGGAGACAGGAACAGGAAAUGACAGACAGAAAAAGAAAGGAAACAGUAAGUUCAACAGGUCCAAGUGGACAAAACACUGCACAGUAAUGCCUACAAAUGCUGUCUAGUUAGGCAGCUCACUAGAUAAAAGAAAGAAGAAAAAGAAAAAGAAAAGGGGCAAGGAAGAAGUAACAUGGGGGAAAAAAUGCUGUAAAAAAAAAGGUGUAAUCCUAAACACUUGUGCAAGUGCAGUAUUAUGUCAUUAAGUUAUUUUUUUAAUUAUAUCAAUUAUAUAUUUAAUAUUUAUAUUUAUUGUAAUAUGUAUCUAAUAUUAAUUAUUAAAUAAUUAUUAAAAUUCAAUUUCAGCUGUAAAGCAACAGAAGAUACUAGUUCUUAGAUAUAACAAUGGUAAUAUUUUAUUCAUUUUUAAAUUUAUAAAUAUUUUCUACAUAUAUAAACCAAUAAUUACAAUUGAUCCAAUAUUAAUUUAUUAAACAUUCAACUUCAGCUGUAAAGCAGUUCUACAGAAGAUAAUU
This is a messenger RNA of Onychostoma macrolepis, 1334 nucleotides long. It is a transcript of the gene cib3, whose product is annotated as calcium and integrin binding family member 3. The record is from RefSeq and is a predicted model, not a curated record. NCBI's taxonomy places the organism in Eukaryota, Metazoa, Chordata, Actinopteri, Cypriniformes, Cyprinidae. Gene Ontology annotation, molecular function: calcium ion binding.